This is a messenger RNA of Diceros bicornis minor, 2178 nucleotides long. It is a transcript of the gene PIGT, whose product is annotated as phosphatidylinositol glycan anchor biosynthesis class T. The record is from RefSeq and is a predicted model, not a curated record. NCBI's taxonomy places the organism in Eukaryota, Metazoa, Chordata, Mammalia, Perissodactyla, Rhinocerotidae. Gene Ontology annotation, biological process: attachment of GPI anchor to protein. The coding region runs from base 18 to 1751 and encodes 577 amino acids. The transcript has 12 exons. Gene Ontology annotation, cellular component: GPI-anchor transamidase complex.
CGGAAGCUGCCGCAGGCAUGGCGGGGGCGAUGUCGCUCGGUCUGGUUGUGUUCCUGCUCCUGGGGCCGGGGGGCUGGGGCCGUGUAGAUCCCCCACGCGACAGCCUGCGGGAGGAGCUCGUCAUCACCCCGCUGCCUUCUGGGGACGUAGCCGCCACAUUCCAGUUCCGCACGCGCUGGGAUUCGGAGCUGCAGCGGGAAGCGUCUCAUUAUAGGCUGUUCCCCAAAGCCUUGGGGCAGUUGAUCUCCAAGUAUUCUCUACGGGAGCUGCAUCUGUCAUUCACUCAAGGCUUCUGGAGGACUCGGUACUGGGGGCCCCCCUUCCUGCAGGCUCCCUCAGGUGCAGAGCUCUGGGUCUGGUUCCAAGACACUGUCACUGGUGUGGAUAAAUCUUGGAAGGAGCUCAGUAACGUCCUCUCAGGGAUCUUCUGUGCCUCUCUCAACUUCAUCGAUUCUACCAACACGGUCACUCCCACUGCCUCCUUCAAACCCCUGGGGCUGGCCAAUGGCACUGAUCACUAUUUCCUGCGCUAUGCUGUGCUGCCGCGGGAGGUUGUCUGCACUGAGAACCUUACCCCAUGGAAGAAGCUCUUGCCCUGUAGUUCCAAGGCAGGCCUCUCUGUGCUGCUGAAGGCUGAUCGCUUGUUCCACACUAGCUACCACUCCCAGGCAGUGCAUAUCCGCCCUAUUUGCAGAAAUGCACGCUGUACCAGCAUCUCCUGGGAGCUGAGGCAGACCCUUUCCGUUGUGUUUGAUGCCUUCGUCACAGGGCAGGGGAAGAAAGACUGGUCCCUCUUCCGGAUGUUCUCCCGGACCCUCACAGAGCCCUGUCCCCUGGCUUCAGAGAGCCGAGUCUAUGUGGACAUCACCAACUACAACCAGGCAAAUGAGACGUUGGAGGUGAACCCGCCCCCCCCCACCACAUACCAGGACGUCAUCCUGGGCACCCGGAAGACCUAUGCCGUCUAUGACUUGUUUGACACGGCCGUGAUCAACAACUCCCGCAACCUCAACCUCCAGCUCAAGUGGAAGAGACCCCCAGAGAAUGAGGCCCCGCCAGUGCCCUUCCUGCACGCCCAGCGAUAUGUGAGCGGCUAUGGGCUACAGAAUGGGGAGCUGAGUACCCUGCUCUACAACACGCACCCCUACCGGGCCUUCCCCGUGCUGCUGCUGGACACUGUGCCCUGGUACCUGCGGCUGUAUGUGCACACCCUCACCAUCACGUCCAAGGGCAAGGAAAACAAGCCAAGUUACAUCCACUACCAGCCUGCCCAGGACCGGCUGCAGCCCCACCUCCUAGAGAUGCUGAUUCAGCUGCCUGCCAACUCGGUCACCAAGGUCUCCAUCCAGUUUGAGCGGGCGCUGCUCAAGUGGACCGAGUACACCCCGGACCCCAACCACGGCUUCUAUGUCAGCCCGUCUGUCCUCAGUGCCCUCGUGCCCAGCAUGGUGGCAUCCAAACCCGUGGACUGGGAAGAGAGCCCCCUCUUCAACACCCUGUUCCCGGGCUCCGAUAGCUCCAGCUACUUCGUGCGGCUCUACACGGAGCCGCUGCUAGUGAACCUGCCGACGCCGGACUUCAGCAUGCCCUACAAUGUCAUCUGCCUCACGUGCACGGUGGUGGCUGUGUGCUACGGCUCCUUCUACAACCUCCUCACCCGAACCUUCCACGUCGAGGAGCCCAGCACUGGCGGCUUGGCGAAGCGGCUGGCUAACCUUAUCCGGCGCGCCCGCGGCGUCCCCCCGCUCUGAGGCUCGCCCUCUUCACAGCUGGGGCGGCUCUUUCUCUCUGGGGAGGGGUGAUGGUGACCCCAAGGGCUCUUUCUACCGCUUGCUCUCCCCAGAGUAGGCUUUUGAACCAAACUGCCCCUGGACUAGGUCAGGGCCUAGAGCUGCGCUGUCCAGUGCAGUAGCCAUGAGCCAAAUGUGGCAUUUGAAUUUAAAUUAAUUUAAAUUAAAAAUUCAUUUCCUCAGCUGAACCAGCCACAGUUCAAGUGCUCAGUAACCAAAAGUGACUAGUGGCUAUUAUACUGGACAGUGCAGACAAACAUUUCCAUCAUUGCAGAAAGUUCUAUUGGACGACACUGGCCUAGAUAACAGAGUGUGCUGAAGAAUUUGUAUCACUGUGUGGUAGAUGCAAGUUACUGGUUGUGGAAUAAAAAGUGGUUGCUUCCUUGGU